Ictalurus furcatus (blue catfish) is the source of this 1951-nucleotide messenger RNA. It is a transcript of the gene grpr, whose product is annotated as gastrin-releasing peptide receptor. The record is from RefSeq and is a predicted model, not a curated record. Gene Ontology annotation, cellular component: membrane. The transcript has 3 exons. Gene Ontology annotation, biological process: G protein-coupled receptor signaling pathway. Lineage: Eukaryota; Metazoa; Chordata; Actinopteri; Siluriformes; Ictaluridae. Gene Ontology annotation, molecular function: G protein-coupled peptide receptor activity. Bases 357 to 1511 code for a protein of 384 amino acids.
UGUUUUUAUUAUUAUUAUUAUUAUUGCCAGUAGUCAGAGUAGGCUAUGUUUGCAGCGUUACCAGAGGUAAAAAAUAAAAAAAUUAAAAAACCUGGACAGCGGUUGUCGGGGAUCGGUGAUGCGCAUGCGCACAAGCCUCACAUAUCCAAACACAAGAGACGCGCUCUGGACACGCACCUGAACUAAAACUAAGCGCCGGUGUUCUGUCCUCUACCAUCCACCUGCGGAGUCUGCGAGUCUGAAAGUACUUCGGAGAGCUGGUAAAAUGCGCAAAGUCAAGUAGAUAUGAACAACAAAAGGAACUAAAACAAAUCACCAAGAGGAUUAAAUAGUAACACAGUACCCGGCAGUUAGUUAUGUCUUUAGAGGAAAUGUUGACCUCCAUCGCAGAGGAAAAGACCGCGUCCAAUGAGUCGUGGGAGAACCGGAGCUCACCGGACGCGCGCGAGGAGUUGUUUUGGCACGCUGGAGUCGCGAUCGCAACCGCGUACGCGCUGAUCAUCGUAGUGGGUCUUAUAGGCAACCUGACGCUCAUCCGCACAUUCUGCGCCGUCAAGUCCAUGCGCAACGUCCCCAACUUGUUCCUGUGCAGCCUUGCGUUCGGCGAUGUGCUGCUGCUUGUUACGUGCGCGCCCGUGGACGCCAGCCGGUACCUGUCCGACGAAUGGCUCUUCGGUAGAACAGGAUGCAAACUGAUCCCGUUUAUCCAGCUCACGUCCGUUGGUGUGUCAGUAUUCACCCUCACCACUCUGGCAGCCGACAGAUAUAAAGCCAUCGUGAAACCCAUGGAUAUCCCAACGUCCCACACCACAGCUAAGAUCUGUUUGAAAGCUUCUGCUAUUUGGCUCUUGUCCAUGGUUCUGGCCAUCCCCGAAGCCAUUUUCUCUGACCUGCAUACCUUUCACCUCACACAGACCAAUGAAACCUUUAAAACAUGCGCCCCAUAUCCCCACGCAGGAGACCUGCACCCCAAAAUCCACUCCAUGGCCUCUUUUCUUAUAUUCUAUGUAAUCCCCCUUUUCAUCAUUUCUGUGUACUACUUCUUCAUCGCUAGGAGCCUGAUUAGGAGCACAAUUAAUUUGCCAGUCGAGGGGAAGAUGCCCAUUAGGAGACAGAUGGAGUCAAGGAAGCGGCUGGCUAAGAUGGUGUUGGUGUUCGUGGGUCUGUUUGCUAUCUGCUGGCUCCCCAGCCACGUCAUUUACCUGUACCGCUCCUACCACUACUCUGAAGUGGACACCUCCAUGUUGCACUUUGUCACCAGUGUGGCUGCCCGCAUCCUGGCGUUCACCAACUCGUGCGUCAACCCAUUCGCCCUCUACCUGCUGAGCAAGAGUUUCCAGAAACAGUUCAACAAACAUAUCUGCUGCUGCUGCCCUCCGCUGCCACUGCACCUUCACAGUGUGGUGCGCAGCAACACACGCAUGAGCUCACUCAAAAGCACUCAGAAUCACACCGUCGCCAGCUUCAGUCUCAUCAAUGCCAAUCAUGGCUGUCACGAGGGUUCUGUGUGACGGUGCUUUCUGAAGAGCGUCAGUCAUUUUUCUUCUUAUUCAGUGUUCAUGAAUGGUCAGUGUUCUUGUUGGUUGCUACUGUAUUGUAUUAUUGUCUUGAAUAAAUAUUAUGCUUUACAUUCUACACUGGUCAAAAAAACCAGCGAGCAAGUCAGUGCACUGAAAGCAGGAAAGCUUUUCAGCCCGUAUUUCCACAACGCAGGGUUUUUGCGCAUAGUUUUCCUGAAUGCUGUUAUACGAGUCCACGCUGCUCAAUGAUGGACUUUCUUCACAUGAACUUCACGCAGUUGGUAGAAUGUUUUCCAUUUGUGCUCCUGUAGUAGAUACUAAAUAACAGUGGAAGUGUUUACAUUCAGUGUUUUCGUAAUGUUUAAAAUGUUUUGGAUUUAGAUGCUGAUAUUGGUGUCUUGGUGUGUUAAUACAUUAUGUUAAUGAACUAA